This is a messenger RNA of Nestor notabilis (Kea), 1707 nucleotides long. RefSeq names its product lactamase, beta-like 1 (gene LACTBL1). The transcript is spliced from 6 exons. The record is from RefSeq and is a predicted model, not a curated record. NCBI's taxonomy places the organism in Eukaryota, Metazoa, Chordata, Aves, Psittaciformes, Psittacidae. The coding region runs from base 1 to 1707 and encodes 568 amino acids.
AUGGAGGUGAAGUGGAUUCAUAUGUUGGUCAUCUUCUUCUUCCUGUUGUCUGUUGCAAUGACUGGCUGCUUUCUGUGGCAGUACAGCCUCCCCAAGGUGGAGCCCAGACCAUCUGUGAUGGAAGUGAGAUCAGAAGCUGUGCAGAUGUGCCCCCGCUAUCCUGAACCAGUACCACUGGACCACCCAAUCCCCAUUCUGAAGGAUGCAUUAGAGAAGGUAGAUACGAUGCUGCGCCAGAAGAUUCAUAGCUCUGGUCUCCCUGCCAUGUCUGCCAUUGUUAUCUACAAUGACACCGUGCUUUGGACAGGCAACUUCGGGAAGAAGAAUGGUUCGGACCCCUCCUCAGUAGUGCCCAAUGAAUACACUAUUUACAGAAUUGCCAGCAUCUCCAAGAUCUUUCCCACCAUUAUGUUGUACAAGAUGUGGGAGGAAGGAAAAGUCACUUCUCUCGAUGAUCCAUUGGAACGUUACGCCCAGAACUUUGUAAUUAAGAACCCUCUGGGAAGGCUCAAGGAAUCAGAACAGAGAUACACAGCAGAUGGGCUGAUAUUUUUGGAAAAAGGCUCAAUGCCACUUAAGCCAUCACCUGUUACCUUGCGCAGAAUGGCCAGCCAGCUCUCAGGUCUGCCCAGGAGGCUGCGAUCUACCAGCCUGCUGUGGAAGGGCAAUACACAAGAUGCUCUAGCUCUCCUGAAAGAUGAUGUCUUGGUUGUUGAUCCAGGAACGAGAUGCCAUUACAGUAAUUUGGCCUUCUCACUGAUGGCGCAUGUGCUAGCCGACCAUGCAGCUGAGGGGCAAUACCAGCGCUGGAUCUCGGAGAACAUCCUGGACCGCUUGGGCAUGGAGGACACUGGCUUUGACAUCACGCCACCAAUCCAGUCCCAGAUGGCUGUGGGUUUCUAUGGCAGCCGGCAGCCAGCCCCUCUCUAUGACCUUGGCUGGUACAGGCCUUCUGGCCAGAUGUACUCCACAGCUGCUGACCUUGCCAAGCUGGCAAUGGUCUUCUUAGGUACCUAUCACCGUCAUCUCCUGGCACCUGACACAGUGAAGACAAUGCUCACCCCUCUGUUUAAGUGCUCCACUGAAUACUUUGCUAACAAGACUGGCACACCCUGGGAGAUUAAUGAGCAAUUGGGAUAUGAUGUCAUUAGGAAGGAUGGAGACCUCGAUGGUUAUUCAGGAACCUUCUCUCUUAUCCCCAAGCUCCGCCUGAGCUUCAUUGUGCUGAUGGCAGGGCCCAGGCCUCCAGGUGGAGAUAUUGUGACUCACACAUACGAGUAUCUUAUUCCUGCCAUGGAGACAGCAUUCAGAGAGGCAGAGAAAAGCUUGAUGCCUCCUCCAAGUCCAGGCCCUUAUGUUGGCUAUUAUACCUAUUCCAACCUGACUUUCUAUGAGAUCAAAGUUGGACCUGGUGGGGUGCUGGUCAUGCAGCAGUUUGGGCCUCACGUGGAAGAGCUGAUUCCUGAAAAGUACCGGACAAUCAAGCUUCACCACCUGGAAGAUCGUGUUUUCCAAGUAGUUUUUGACAAGGAGUUCCCAUGUGUUUUGCACCUGGGCUCUGCCUCCAUCUCACUGGAGACCCAGAAUGGUCAGCUAUUUAACUUUUAUCCAUUUGAUCGCAAAGGUUUGUCUCCUGGUUUUGAUGCACCAGGGCUGAACACAUACAAUGUGGUGCGUGUACUUCGUAAACCUGUAUUCUAUAGCUAA